This is a messenger RNA of Auxenochlorella protothecoides, 2082 nucleotides long. RefSeq names its product 50S ribosomal protein L2. The transcript is spliced from 10 exons. NCBI's taxonomy places the organism in Eukaryota, Viridiplantae, Chlorophyta, Trebouxiophyceae, Chlorellales, Chlorellaceae. Gene Ontology annotation, cellular component: ribosome; large ribosomal subunit. Gene Ontology annotation, molecular function: transferase activity; RNA binding; structural constituent of ribosome. Gene Ontology annotation, biological process: cytosolic ribosome assembly; translation; ribosome biogenesis. Bases 1 to 2082 code for a protein of 693 amino acids. The record is from RefSeq and is a predicted model, not a curated record.
AUGAGCCAGUCCGUCUUCCAACCCGUAGGCCAGAAGCGGCUGACCAACAUCGCGGUGGUGCGCAUGAAGAAGCAUGGCAAGCGCUUUGAGAUCGCUUGCUACAAGAACAAAGUUCUCAACUGGCGCAACGGCAUCGAGAAGGACCUGGACGAGGUGCUGCAGACCACGACGGUGUACUCCAACGUCUCCAAGGCGGUCCUGGCGAGCCGGGAGGACCUGAAGCUGGUCUUCGGCACGGACGACGAGGACGCGGUGUGCCGCUUCAUCCUCGCCCACGGGGACCUCCAGGUGUCGGACCGGGAGCGGAAGCUGGAGCUAGACACCAAGUUCCGCGACGUGGCGGCCGUGAUCAGCGAGAAGUGCAUCAACCCCACCACCCAGCGCCCCUACACCAUCCCCAUGAUCGAGCGCGCGCUGAAAGACACCCACUUCUCCGUCGACUCCAACCGCCCCGCCAAGACGCAGGCCCUCGAGGCUUUGCCGGCGCUCCAGGAGCGCUUCCCCAUCGAGCGCGCACGCAUGCGUCUCAAGAUCACGCUGCCCCUGGCGAAUCGGGACGAGCUGCAGGGGCUUCUCACCCCCGAGAGGGCUGCCGUGCAGGACUGCGAGCUUUCGGGCUCGUCGCUGAUCAUGUUCUGCCUCAUCGAUCCCGGUCUCUUCCGGCCGGUGCACUCGCUGGUGGCAGGGGUGGGGGGCAGGGCCGAGGUCCUGGCGCUCGCAGCGACCACGACUGAGGAGGGCUCGCUGGGCCUGAACGAUCUGACUCUGGGUGACCCAGCUCCUAGUGCUACGGUGCACCCCGCCGCCAAUCCUGACAGGGCGCCUACGGCGUCUGCGGAUGCUGAUCCAGCAGCAGCCAGUCCUGCAGCAGAGAGGAGACGAGCAGCUGCCUCGGCAGCGCCACAGGCUGCACCGGCCCAGGAGACGGUGCUGUACCCUCGGGGGCCCAUCGCUGGGCUGCCCGACGAGUAUGCCUCUCGCAGGGAGCGCUGCGCCGAGCUGGACGACCUGGAGGCGGGCUGGACCAUCCAGCUGUCGUCCAAGGGCGAGAGCGGCGUGGUGGACGCCGCCUUCUUCUCCCCCAGGGGGGCGCGGGCCUGUGAGCGGGUGGCGUCCUCGUCCGGCUGCAGCACCAGUUUUGCGUCUAGUCUGCGUACAGAAGGGCCCGCCGGGUCCUGGCAAGGCGUUCAGGUGAGGCUGAAGGUGCACCACACCUCCCCUGGCCUGAAGGCGUACAAGCCCAACACCCCAGGCAUGCGCGGGCGCAUCAUUACCGCGCGCAAGGACCUCUGGUCCGGGGGCCCCUUCAAGCCGCUGACCGAGGGCCUGCGCCGCACGGGCGGCCGCAACGCCGCCGGCUGCGUCACAGCGCGCCACCGCGGCGGCGGCUCGCGCCGUGUGUACCGCCUCGUGGACUUUGUGCGCGGCACCGGUACGCCGGCCGGCACAGUGGAGCGCAUCGAGUACGACCCCAUCCGCUCCGCGCGCAUCGCGCUGCUGCGCUACGACGGCUUCGCCGGCGCGGGGCUGGACUCGGCCGACAGCCACGCCUACAUGCUGGCCCCCGCCGGGCUGGCGCCGGGGGACCGCGUGACCUGCGGCCCCGACGCGCCCAUCGUCCCUGGCUCCUCCCUCCCCCUCUCCGCCAUCCCCGUGGGCAUGCCCAUCCACAACGUGGAGCUGCGCCCGGGGAAGGGCGGCCAGCUGGCGCGGGCGGGGGGCACCGCCGCCAGCAUCACCAAGAAGGGCACCGACGGGUAUGCGACCAUCAAGCUGCCCUCCGGCGAGCAGCGGCUGGUCAGCCUGGCCUGCACGGCCACUAUUGGCGCCCUGGGCAACGCACAGCACAAGAAUGUGAAGCAUGGCAAGGCCGGCGCGACGCGGUGGCGGGGCCGGAAGCCGCGCGUGCGCGGCAUGGCUAUGAACUCGGUGGACCACCCGCACGGCGGCGGGCGCGGCAAGGUCAAGGGCCGCAUCUCGCAGACGCCCUGGGGCGUGCCCACCAAGGGCCACCGCACGCGCGACAAGGGCGCGCGCACCAACUGGGCCAUCGUCACCUCCCGGCACAAGGCCAAGCACUAG